Messenger RNA from Oppiella nova, 1077 nucleotides. The record is from the annotation of a GenBank genome assembly. Lineage: Eukaryota; Metazoa; Arthropoda; Arachnida; Sarcoptiformes; Oppiidae.
AUGACAUCCGGUUCCUCACCCAUAGGUCACGAUGAGGAGGGCAGGGGUCUGGACGGCGCCCGACAGACCGCCCACUACUUGCGCUCGACGGGUGUCCACGAGUUUGAGUUCAUCCUCGACGAGGGGCCCUUCAUAUUAGAUGGGGUGCUGUUGGGCACCGACCGCUCCGUAGCCAUGAUCGGGGUCACCGAAAAGGGUUUCCUGAACGUCAAGCUCACCGCUAAGGGAACGGUGGGUCACUCAUCGGUACCGCCGUUAGAGACGUCGAUAGUGUCGCUAUCGAGGGCGGUGUCCAAGUUUGGUGGACACAUACACCCGAAUAACUUCGGUAUGGGUCUCGAGAAGGACAUGAUUGAAGCCCUGGCCCCUUAUUGCACCUACUUUUACAAAGUCUUAUUCGCAAACCUCUGGCUUUUCGGUCCAAUUGUGUCCAAACUGUUAGAAAAGCAUUUAGUUAUGAAUAGCUACGUAAGGACUACCACUGCGGUCACAAUGUUUAAGAGCGGCGUUAAGGACAAUAUACUACCGGACGAGGCGUCGGCUACUAUUAACCACCGGAUAUACCCAUUGAGUUCGGUGUCGGAAACGGUAGACUUCGACCGGGAAGUCAUAAACGACGAGCGCAUACACGUGGAGGUGCUGGGCGUGCCCAUAGAGCCCCAUCCUAUCAGCCCAUACGGGGACCGGAGUUUCGGCUUUCAGACCAUCAAGAAGAGCAUCCGACAGGUGUUCCCCAAAGUGGUGGUCAUACCGGGCAUUAUGACAGCCGCGACCGACACCCGUUGGUUCCUGAACUUCACGAGAAAUAUCUACCGUUUCUCACCGGCGUAUAUAGCGGUGGACGACUUGCCCCGCAUCCACGGCCACGACGAGCGGAUAUCCGUUGAUAAUUACGUAAAACUCGUCAACUUUUACCACCACAUCAUCAUCGCGUCCAACGAGAGGUGUCUGGAGGUUAAGACAUCGAGAGAUGAACUUUGAUUACAACGAAAACUUUAGAUUAGUUUUUUUGAAUGAGUAGUUAGUUUACGAUUAUGGCAAUUGUUUGUAUGGAUAAUAAAAAUAUAUCAAUUAAUC